GGGGUUUUGAACGCAAGCAAAGAUGUCGUCUUGUGAUGCGAGACCGUCCCCGAAGCGCCGCGUGUCCAAGGCCGGGUUUGAAGAUGCCAAUGCGAUGGGGUUGCUCCUCGACAGCUUUGCGGCGACGAACAGCCCCAAGCGUCACAACUACGGCAACGGCAGCAUGUCGUACGAUGAGCCCGCCUACCCCAAGAGCGUGAGCCUUCUGCGCCAAGUGCCGUUUAAAAUUCUCGUGCCCGACAACACACCGCUGUCGUGUGAGAAGAGCAGUAUGAGUGCGCUCUUUCCGGCGACGCUCACACCGAAAGCUUCAUCCAAGCCGUGCUUUACCCCAACGCCGACCGCGACACCAACUUCGACCGAGUUUGACGAACUCCCCGACUCGAGCCUCGACUUUCUCUCGCAUUCGCCCGAGUACAACGACAGCAUGUCGCCAGCGCCCUUUGAUAGCGACGCGACGCUCGAGGUGCUCGGUGAUGCCACGACCGCGCCGACGUUUGACCUCUCGAACUGCAUACCGCCGGCGCCGUCGCUCCAGGACAUGGCCCAAAACAUGUAUGCGAUGGACAACCUCAUGGGCUACCGCCGGCUGCAGAUGCCGCCGUACCCGGGCAUGUUUGACGGCCUCGACCCGCAACACCACCACCACCAUCAUCACCACGCGCUGCUUGGCGCCCCCGUUGUGCACCCCGGCAGUUGGUGCGAGCGCGAAGACAAGCAGCUCCGAAAAGCCAUCAAGAACCUUGGCACAAAGAACUGGAAGCAAGUCGCAAUGAUGCUCAACACGGGCAAGACCGACGUACAGUGUCUGCACCGUUGGAACAAGGUCCUCAAGCCCGGCCUUUUGAAAGGCGCGUGGAGUGCCGAGGAGGACGACGUGCUCCGGUCGCUCAUGCUCAAGUUCGGCGUCGGCAACAUUCGCUGGGCCGACGUCGCCAACCACAUUCAGGGCCGCACCGGCAAGCAGUGCCGCGAGCGUUGGCGCAACUGUCUCAGCCCCGACAUCAACAAGGGCGAGUGGUCGGCCAUGGAAGAUGAAGUCAUGUUCCGUGCGCAGCAGCGCAUGGGCAACCGAUGGAGCGAGAUCGCCAAGCUCCUUCCGGGCCGCACCGAGAAUGCGAUCAAGAACCGUUGGAACUCGAGCGCGCGCAAAAACUGGUUUUCCAAGCAGCAAGCCAACGGCACGUCGGCAGAGUCGCUCCAAGACGACGACUGCUGCGACGACAUGAGCGAGACGGCAUCGUCGUCGCCUGCCCCGUCGACCAGCGACAGCAUCGACGAUGCCCAUUUCAACUUUAACGACCUCGCCAAAGCCGUCGAGUCGUCGUCGCCGAUGCAGCACCGUGGGCGAAGCGACAGUGUCAACUCCAUGAGCAGCAGCGUUGUAGACGAGCUCGAGUUCCUCGUUGGCGACGAAGAGAGCGGCAGCUUUGCCGACGGCUUGCUCUUGGGUACGCACGACCUCAUGGACGCAGAUCUGAGCUUGCUCUUUGACGCGGUCGAGCAAGACUUUGCAGACGCCGACGGCAGCGACGAGGCCAGCACGACGUCCGCGGCAUAGUUAGGAUUUUUGAAUGUGUCGCGUCGAGACUCGCAUCGAGAAGCAGCCGCUAGGAAUUAGCACUAAUUAAUAAGACAACAUCCCCAAAAAUGACAAUCGUUG
Messenger RNA from Saprolegnia diclina VS20, 1663 nucleotides. RefSeq lists its product as hypothetical. The transcript has 3 exons. Gene Ontology annotation, molecular function: DNA-binding transcription factor activity, RNA polymerase II-specific; RNA polymerase II cis-regulatory region sequence-specific DNA binding. Bases 23 to 1561 code for a protein of 512 amino acids. Lineage: Eukaryota; Oomycota; Saprolegniomycetes; Saprolegniales; Saprolegniaceae. Gene Ontology annotation, biological process: regulation of DNA-templated transcription. The record is from RefSeq and is a predicted model, not a curated record. Gene Ontology annotation, cellular component: nucleus.